UCGCACCACACCUGUGAAGACGUGUACAGAGGACGCGGCGUCAGUCGCGCUCCGUGUGACAGGGCUCAGGCUGUACGCCCCUUCCGCCCCGCCCCUUCCCUGUUCCAUGCUACUUCAGUAUGAGAAUAGUUGUUGGCACUUCUGUUUAUCUGUUUGUUUGUUCUUUUACCGCGCUGUAUUCUUGUAUGCGGGGCAUCCAGAUGUUUUAGCUGUUGAAGUUUUCUCGAAUCUUCGAAAAGGAGGAAUUUGAAUCUAUCAACAUCCUCGCAGUUUUAUCAAUAUAAGAUUGAGAAUAUUGAUUUGUGAGACAUAAUGAUGAGACCAGGAGGAAUUGUGAAAUUGAUCAUCCUGAUUUCUACCCUUCUCUUGGUGGUGUUCCUGGCUUUUCAGCUCCUGGAAUUCCACACGGAUUUUCAUUUGCCACACUCGUUAUUGAAACCUGGAGCCAUGGAAAGUUCUACAGAGGCAACUCCUCACAAAUGUGGCGUGUAUAAGCCCUGUCCUGAACACCAUUUCACCUUCAAAAUGGCCAGCGGAGCUGCCAGUAUCGUCGGGCCCAAAAUCUGCCUAGAGGAUGAGACAUUGAUGAGUGGUGUGAGGAACAACGUUGGAAGGGGUUUGAACAUUGCCCUAGUCAAUGGAAAGACUGGCAGGCUCAUCCGUACUGACUCCUUUGACAUGUGGAGUGGAGAUGUCAGCUUACUUAUCAAGUUUUUGAAGGAUAUUGAAGAUGGAACAGUUGUCAUGAUGGCUACUUUUGAUGACUCUUCUACAAAACUUAAUAGUGAGGCAAGGAAGUUAAUAUCAGCAUUUGGCAGCUCCUAUAUCAAUUCACUCAGCUUCAGGGACAACUGGCUGUUUGUUGGAGGAAAAGGGAUCAAAACCAAGAGUCCUUUUGAACAGGGUGGUUUGUGUGGGACCCACGUGGGCCUGUUCAUAGUUUUCAGUCACAUGACUGAUUUGGAGACCUGGAGAGCAAAACAUCAUUCCAAAAUGGCAGCCAACACUGGACACUCCAUGGAACUGCAACACAGGCCUGUCAAAUUUCCAUCUGUUUCAAGUCAUGAAUAUUUUGAUCACCUCUCAAAAGAACAACAACAAAGGUAUUUGAAAAACAUUCGAUAUGCCAUCCAUAUACAGCAGAGAGAAAUGGUUUGUAUGUUUUGUAAAACCUUAUUUUUUACAGGUCCAGGUCAAAGGUCAUCACCAAUCAUAAUUAUCUUGACCGGUGUAGGUCAAAGGUCAUCAUCAUCAAUCAUAGUUGAGAGAGGUGCCCGUCGUCAGUGCCCUCUCUCUCCGUUACUGGACCUGGAUCAGGGUUUGGACCUGGAUCUGGAUACUCAUUACCAGCUUGUGCAUCUGCUGAUAUCAUGAUGCUACUUAACUAUCUUCGCAGCACCCCCCCUAAGAAUGGAGAUCCGGGGUUCCCCCCUCUUCUUCGGUACAGAAUCUGCCCCACGAACGUGCGUGUUGACGCUUCUACACAGUCAGACCCAGAGCCCCCCUCCAGCUUCCAAUCCGAGGAUGAUGAUGUUGUCUUCUCCGAUCCGGGCCCCGACCAUCCGUCCCUCUUCUCACCCACCAGUCCGCCCGACUCUCAGUGGUCCGCUCACUUCACCCACCCUGAUUUCCCCAUGUCC
Molecule: messenger RNA, 1640 nt
Organism: Ictalurus punctatus (channel catfish)
Lineage: Eukaryota; Metazoa; Chordata; Actinopteri; Siluriformes; Ictaluridae
Gene: fam3c
Product: FAM3 metabolism regulating signaling molecule C
Exons: 11
Coding region: 313-1374 (353 amino acids)
Source: RefSeq, a predicted model, not a curated record